Molecule: messenger RNA, 753 nt
Organism: Porites evermanni
Lineage: Eukaryota; Metazoa; Cnidaria; Anthozoa; Scleractinia; Poritidae
Source: the annotation of a GenBank genome assembly
AUGCUUAUCUCAAGGGAAGCGCCAAAUGGUGAAAAAUAUCUCGAAAUAAACAAAGAGCGCGGAGCAGUGUUGGCGACUAAAAACCAUCAAGGUGGCCUAGAUGAUAAAGAAGAUAAGUCAAACGGAAAAAUAUUUGAAAGAACAGGCUCAAAACGCUGCCCAGUGAAACUCAUCGAGAAAAACCUGUCACAUCUGAGUCCCAAAUGCAGCAGUUUAUUCCGGAAAGCAAGAAGCCCGUGCAAAGCGUUUAACCCAGCAACGGAUCUUGUGUGGUACUGCACGAGUCCACUUGGCCACAACACGCUUGAAAAUAUGCUACGAAGUAUGACAUCAAGAGCUGGAAUAAAGCCACAUCUAACAAACCACUCGAUCAGAGCGACCACCGUGACGGUUUUGUCAGCUGCAAACAUCGAGAGUCGGUAUAUCAGGGCAAUAACCGGCCACCAAAGUGAAGAAAGCAUCAAGAGCUAUUGUGAUACGCCGACAUUCGAGCAGUUUAAAAGAAUGUCAAACGAGCUAAGUGAAUUCUUCGAUCCAUCUGGUGGCGAUGACAAGGCUGUUACAGUCCCUCAGAAAACCGUUGCGUCGUCAUCGAGCCAGCCGCAAUCAGUAGCUACGAGCACUGAAAAUUAUUCCUUCCAGUCCAUUCAAGAUGGAUCACAGAAUCUUGUCCAUGGCUUCAUUCCCGGAGCCACGUUCCAUAACUGUAAUCUCAACUUUAAUGUGAGCUUUGGAGGAAGCAGCAGCAAAUAA